Chenopodium quinoa (quinoa) is the source of this 2886-nucleotide messenger RNA. RefSeq lists its product as uncharacterized. The transcript is spliced from 2 exons. The record is from RefSeq and is a predicted model, not a curated record. The coding region runs from base 1636 to 2325 and encodes 229 amino acids. NCBI's taxonomy places the organism in Eukaryota, Viridiplantae, Streptophyta, Magnoliopsida, Caryophyllales, Amaranthaceae.
UUGUCAUAUAUGUUUCAUCUGGAAUAUAUGACUCUGAUUGACUUGGAGGACUUGUAGAAUAUGGAGAAAAAGAACUUGUAGAAUUUUUGCUUGAUAUACUGACAACUACUCUGUCGGCUUGUUUGCUUUAUUCUGUAGUGUACAUUCCUUUUCUUGGAGUCAGGACGUUUACCUGCGCAAAAUAUUUUGGGAGUUUGGAAAUGAUAAAACCUAUAUUGUUAUUUGGUUACCAGUGCCUUGUUAGACGGUCUCCUAGAAUUGAUCGGAAAUUACAGAUGGUUUUAUUGUCUUGUUAGCAGUUAAAAACGUAUCUGGUUGCAAAAAAAUUAAUUUCACUUUGGAUUUCUUUUGGUCACUUACAGAAACAGGUCAUGACUAACUAUUGUAGAUAUAAUGGGGUUAAGCAUGUAAUAAAAGCAUAGAUAGCUUUACAGAAUCAUAUUGGAAUAUAUUUCUGCACCCAAGGAAGGUUGUUCUUAUGAAACAUUUCAUGAUUGCUCUUCCUGAAAUAUCAUAUGCAGCUUCAGCUAAAGUAUCUUGAGCAGAGUGGAUAAUAUAUGUGCAAAAUAUGAAUAAUUUCGUGAUUCAGGACUUAUUUCUGAAAUAUUCCAGGAUUCCUUUCCAUUUAAAUCUCAUACCUUCAGUUAAAGCAACUCGAACAUAGUGGAUUCUUAUUUGUGCUUAUUUUUGUGUCUUUAAAUAUACGAGAAAUUAGUUUAUUAGAGGUGACUGGCAUUUUCAUGGAGCCAGUUUGAAUCAAGCUGCUGUUUCUUAAUGGACAGUGCAUCAGUGUAUGGAGUCUGCUGGUAGGUCUGCAAUCAAGGUCUAGAAGUCUGAUCAGUCUCAGAUGAAGUUUAGGGAAAAGCUGUCCUUGUUCAUCCUUAUAAAAGUUCACGUACAUGCUCAACCUAUGUUACAUGAAUCUGGCUAUUGGUGUCUGACACUAUUAUUAUGCAUCCAAGUGUCAGACGUGAUAAUAUACUUGGUUGAAAUCGAAGUGUCAAGUGUACAUACCUGUAUCAGGGAGCUGAAGAUCUGAGAUAUAUUGUUCAACAUAAUGGUCCAAAAAGAUUCAAUCUACCCUUUGAACUUCUGUCAAUUUUCCCAUUAUAUGGUUGUUGUAGUGGUUAGUCAUUGUCAAAACAAAAUUUAUCUGGGUUGUUGUAAUGGUAAUGUCUUACUGAUUAUUUUUAAUUCUAGAUAAUUUACAUAAAUGGUGUACCUGUACCACUUAGGAAAAACCCAACAAAAUACAAAUAGACUGUUAGGUACCUUGUCUUAUUGUAACAUUUAACUUUACCUUGAAGUUUAGAGAUGAAAACUGCACAUAUAUACAGAUCAACUUAGAAGUAACUGUUCCAAGAAAUAUACGUAUUAGGCUUUAUGCAAUUUUCAGCUGAUACAUUAAUGGUCAGAAAAAGGUUAAGGUGAACUAUUUAGAUAUAAAUCCGUCAUUUUCGUUAAUACUUUGUCUUUACACCAAAGGAUUGGACAUUUCAAGAUUCUGAAUAAGACUAGCAGUUACAUUUCAACAUUCAGAAGAUGGUUUAUAUUAAACUGUCAUGAACCUUAGCUGAGCAGGUAGUAUUUCCUUCAACUUGAAAGCCUCAUUCCCAGAAUACAAGCCAGAAAGAAAUGGCGAUAUUCUGUCUGGAACAUCUAUCGAAUUCUGCUAAGAGGUGCAGAUUGUUCUCUUCAAUCUUGAAGGAUCCGUUUUCCAAUUGCUGUAAUUGCAACCAAAGCAGUCUAUCUUGCUCCGUUCCUGAAGAAGAAGAGGCUCCCAUCACUGAUUUCAACGAUGUGCAGGAAGUAGUAGUCUCAAUGAUCCGUAGCCGUGCAAUGGAGGCCAGGUUUAAAAGAAAAGGAAGCAUGCUGAACGAUAACUACUCAUUCGUUCUUCAUCCAAAAUCCGGAGUGCUCUUUGUCAGCAAAGCAAAACAACAGGCGCAUGAUGAUCAUUCUGCACAGCAGGAAAACAGUAAAGAUAACGAAGAAAUGGAUGAUUUUGCAUCUGUCAACAGCCACUUCUCCCCGUGCUUUGCAACUGCUGUUGAUGAUAGUGAAGUUUAUUUCUCGGUGAAAACCGAUUUCUCAUGCUGCUCAACCUUGAAAGACCCGGAUUUAGCAGAAAGUAGGUGGUGGGUUUCAGAAACUUUGGAUAGUUCUGAAGUUAAGAGGCGUGCAAUCAUCCAGGAAGUCUGUCAUUGUGAGGGCUGGCCAUUUGGUCUCUGUCGAAAGGCAUUGUUACUUCCACCUUUGCCAAAAUCCCCCUCAGAAUCUUGGUCAUGGUGUAAAAGCUUUCCAAAAUUCAUGAAGACGAUUUGAUAGCCUCCUGAUUAAGAAAUAUAAACUGACGAACACUGAUGAAAUUCCUGCGGGACUGCAAUUUUGUAUUUGCAGUUAACCUAAAUGUAGUUAAGACACUUGAGGAAUGUCCUUGUAAAAUCAGUACUGCAGAAAUUCGAUGCCUGUGACAUACCAGUGUGGCAGAGCAAGAGGCUACUGGUAUUAGCAAGUAUGAGGUCUCAUCACUUAGAAUGUUAAAGAGUUGUAAUAGCACCCAUAUUCAUUUUGAUUUUCAUAGUUAAUAAAAAUUUGUACAAAUAAAAGCAUAGUGAUAAGUAAAAAUCAGAAACAAAAUUACACUGGUUUAUAUACAUAUAAAACCACGGGUUGUUUUCCAGAUAGACAAUGUUUCAGAUCAUUAUCCAUGAUGAUAUGCAGCUCCACUUAGGGUUCUUUACUAAGGAUGCUACAAUCCAAUCCCCGGAAAGUUUUAAGUAUUUCGCUACUGCUGUCCUAUUUACUCAACAUAUGAGCCAGAAAUUACAGAAGUAUUUCAAGAACUGUGACUUACAUAUGUGAACGGAUGAUAAAAAUAAAUCU